CACCCGGGGCGGCCGCAGUUCACUGAUCCGACGAGGGCCAUGAACACAAACGUAGUCGUCGAGCCCAGCGGACAGCGGUCCGGUCAGCAAUGUAAUCGAAGGACCGUCGACAAAUUGUAUUGGAUCGUUGUUGCCGCAGCCGCCGCCGCCGCCGCAGCCGUCGUCGACGUUUAGUUUUUAUGGUAAGUUUGGUGUUACCAGCGCCCGGACUUUUGGGGAACCAAAAGGCCUAAGAGCCUGCGUCUUGUGCUAAUCAGACGCGUCUAGUGCCCCCGUGUGUUCUUGGGUGCACACCUACUAGGCGACUGUAAUUUCCCAAGUCCCGACUGGCCGCCUGAAGAUGACAUGUUUCUGUCGUUACUCUUCCGAAAACGCUCUGAAACCUCUCUGAAAUGACUGAAGGUCUUCAGGCCCGAGCAUCAGCAUAGGGUGUCCUUCUGGUUUAGUGCGGUGUCCCCUGUGCUGACAAGGAAAUUUAGAUUCAGUGGGUACGGUAUUGUUUGUUCCGGGGUUAGUACUGUUCUCGGAUAGAUCUUGCCAUUGUACUGACUUGAGAAACCACAGUGUUUUAACUUGACACUCAAACGACCGGUAUACAUUGUAUCUGUUAACGAUUCGGAUAUGUUUGGCUCUUCGUCUUCUAGUCUAUGAAUAAUGUGUAAUGUUGUAUUAUGUGAUUUUUUCACUAAUUCUUGGACUAUUUGUAACGUUUAGAUAUCACUGCGGCCUUAGAUAGUAGCACAGUCAGUCUAUCAUAACUUUGGUUAUUAUCACUUAAAUGUUGUGUACUUGUCAGAUUAGGAUAUUUUAUUUUUUAUUAUUUUUGAUAAUUUGUAAUUGCUUUUAAACAAUAUGAAUUCUUUUUCAGGAUAAUUGGAAAAUGCAUAGCUGACAAAAUGUUACAGAUUAAAAAAGAAGCCGUAAGUAAUAUUUUUUCCUGUGUUUUAUCAGUUGGAUAUCAUAAUGUAUUAUACCAAUGUAAAAUGAGAAUAAUUUUAUUGUUUUAUCACAAUUCAUUUGAUUGAUUAUUGAAUAUUAUAUAUCUAAAUGUCAUUAAAUCAAUUUUACUCAAUAAAAAAUUUCAGGAGAUUAAAAAAAAAAAAAAAAAAAAUUGAUUUUAUAUUAAUAUUUUUAUGCUGAUAUCUAUGAAUUAUUCCAAAAUUCAAAUCUAACUAACAAAAAUACAAUAUUAUAGACAAAUUUAAUAAUAAUAUUAUAAAAAUAUUCAAUGUACCUACACAAAUUUAAAACAAUAAUUUUAUCUCUGUAUUAACAUUUGGUUAGAAAAUUAAUUAUUAUGAUAACAUGGCUUGUUCAUAAAAUAGAAUUAACUAUAUAUUUGCACUUUUAUUACCUAGUUAUUAAUUUAAUUAUGUUUAUUUGUAUUUAUACAUAUUAAAUUUGGCAAACAUUUGUUAUUGCAAUUUUAGAAAACUCAAUUACUUAAUAUUAACCAUAAAGUUAACUUUAUAGGUAGUAUAUGAUAACCACUAAUCCAUGAUUUAUUAGACAAUUAUUAUUAAUUUUUAUAUUGAAAUAUCUUUCACUUCAAAGCUUAAAGGAGAAAAUAAUAAAUAUAAAAUAGAUUUUAUUAAUCUUUAAAAUGUUUUUAUUGUUAUUUUUUAGAAAAAAAGGGAUAGCCCUGAGGCUCCUACUCCUGAUAGUACAACUGUUGAAAGCAAGAGUUAUAUUUGUGGAGAAGAAGUAUUGGUUCAUCUAAAUGAUGAACGAUUUUAUCUAGGAUUUAUAGCUAAAGUAAAUAUUAAUAUUUUAAUUUCAAUAUCAAAUUGAUAUAUAAUCAAAUUUUAUAUUUACUUUUAGUUGAGAUAUAAAGAAUCAAAAUGCUUAAUUAAAUUUGGUGAUAAUACUGUAAAAUGGGUGUUCUUAAAAAACGUCACGCGGAUGACGUGUACAAGUACUGCAUCUCAAUUUUGCAAUGUGUGCAAUAUAGAAACUAUGGCAGAUGAUAUGUGCGUAUGCGACAAAUGUGCCAAUGCAUAUCAUCGUAAAUGUCACAAGGUAAACUAAAUUUGUUAUUGGUAUAAUAUUCUAUUAAAGAAUUAAUAGAUUAUAUUUAUUUUAUAAAUAAAAAAAAACCAAUUUCAUAAAUAACUAAAUAUGAUUGUUUGAUAUUUUUAUACCAACAUAAGAAUAAUUUACAAAACAUCUUUUAUACAAUUGUCAAGCAAUUAUGUAAAGCUUAAAUAAUUGUAUCAAUAUAAAGCCAAAAUACACGAAAAUGUAUAAAACUAUAAAUAACUCAACAAAUGGUUAAAUAUUUCGAAAGUAAGAGUAUAUAAGUAUUCUGUGAAAAUUACAGGUGUCUACAAUUUGUUCACAAAAAAAAAAAAAAAAAAAAAAUCAUUAACUGAAACUGUUAUUGUAUAAAUACUUUUUUUUCUGGUUUUUCUCAUUAAGUAGAGUACAAAGAAAAUAAAAAAAAAACUCUUGCCUAUACACCAAAUGGAAAAAAUUUGCUACCUAAAUCCAUAUUAGAUGAUGAUUGGAGAAUAUUUAGUUAUAGAAAGAAAAUAAAAAUUUAAAAACUAAUACAUUAUUUGCUUUGUUCAGAAUCUAAUUAAAAAAAACAUUACAAUCCUUGUUUUGGUCAGAAGCUAAAAAAAAUUUAACUGGAAUGUUAGUUAAGCAAUAAUUCCAAAACUACCAACAAUAUGACACAAUAUUAUAUCACACAACAGUGAUUUUGACAAAAACCUAAAAUUGUAUUUAUCGCUUAUUAAUAAUUAGUUUCCUAGCAGUAUAUUUUGUUGAUGAUAAUCUAAAAUCUAUAUUCUACUUAAAUUUAAUAUUGUGAAGAAUAUCUCUUUAAAUUUUGAAUUAACAGAGCUAUUAUCUUAUAUAAAUCUAUAAUGAAUUUCUGUUCACUACAUGACAAAGCUUUUGUGAAAUUGAUUUCUAUUUUUGUUAUUUUAGAUUUCAGAGUUACUUUUAUUCUUUUAUAUGUUCUAUCUAGUUGUUAGUUUUAAAUUCUGAAUGGAGUGAAAAUGCUUAUGGUUUUAUAAAGAUGUUUUUAUUUUUUAUUUUCGGUGGACAACUUUUCUACAAACAAUUUUAGUCCAAUUUCCAAUGAUAGUACUUUUUCUAAAAGGAAAUUUGACUGGGAAAGUACUUUUUGGAGGUAAUUUUUUUAUUUUCCUAAGAGUUUUUCCAGAAAAUGUGAAAAACUAGAAAAUCGGUACAUUAUAUGAAUAUUAUUAAAAACAAAUAUACAAUGCUUAUUUAAUUAUUUUUCCAUAAUAUGACAUAUAUUGUUGACAAAACAUCACUAUCAACUGAACUCCGCUCAGAAUAAUUUUUUCAUUAGCAAUGGUUUAUCGUUGCUUACAGGUAUACAUUGAAUUACCUAUAACAGUUGGCUGCACCUGUCCUCAUUAUCCUAGGACAGCUUUUUUGUAAUAUAAUUAUACUAAGUAUUUUACCUUUUAUUUUUAUUCUUUAAAUAUGUAUAAUAUUUAAUAUAUCUUAAUUAUACAUAUAAUAAAAUAUAAUAUUAUACUUAUGUAUUUAUAUUUUGUCUAUUUAUUGACUAAUGAAAUGUAUAGUAUUAUUGCAUUAUUGAAAUUGGUUACAAUUGGUCAUUCAUAUCACAUAUUUAUUUAAAUUAACUUAAAUUUGUUAUCAGCCCGAAGUUACAGUUUCGGAUAUUUCUAUUUGGAUGUGUUUCUCGUGUAAAGUAAAACAACAGAUUAAUAGACUGGAAGCUAUAAAUUCUAUAUCAAGUACAGUUGCUCCAAAAAUUGUUCCAAAAAUAAUUAAAUUGCCCUAUGAUGUAAGAUAUUAGAUAUUUAAUUUAGACAAAUGUAUAUUUGAUAAUAUUAAUUUUCAAAUUAAUUUUCCAGUUGAAUUCUCUUCAAUGGGAUAUUCACCAUCGUAUCAACAAUUUAGGAACCUACUGUUAUUGUGGAGGGCCUGGUGAUUGGUUUAUAAAAAUGUUGCAAUGUUGUAAAUGUUUACAGUGGUUUCAUGAAAAAUGUGUUACUUCGUUAAUAUAUCCUUUGUACCUUGGCGACAGGUAUAUAAUAAUAUACAUGUAUUUAUUUAUUUAUUUUUUGUGGUUUAUUUGUUAUGAUUGCAAUAAUAAUAUCAGUUUGAUGUAUAGUUUGUUUAGUAUAUAUUGUUUUCAGAUUUGUCUAAUUUCUGUUUUUAUUUUUUUUUUUCAGAUUUUAUAUUUUUCUGUGUUCAGUGUGCAAUUUAGGUACAGAGUUUGUACGCCGUAUUGAAUUGGAAUGGUCAGAUUUAGUUCAUCUUGUCCUCUUUAAUAUGAUUGCUUUUAAACCACAGAAAUAUUAUGAUGUGGACAUAAACAUACUUCCGUACUUAGAUAAUCAUUGGACUUCAAUGUAUUUACCUCCUAAAGUAUGUUAUUUUUAUGUAAAGGUUUACAAUAACUUUUUUUUUCAAAAUUGGUCAGUGUAUAGUAGUCAUUUUCAUUAAAUUACAUAAUCAUGUUUCAUUUAUAUAAAAUAAUUUGUAUAAGUGUUAAAUUUGAUUACAGAUUCUUGAUGUUCCUGUUGAUGACAGGAAAGUAUAUGUUGUCAAUGCCCUGCUCAAAGACACCAAGCAGUAAGUAUUUUGUAGUGCAUUUUAAUUUGAAAUAUAAAUAUUUAGUGUAAACUUGUGUAUAUUUUGUUUUAUUUGUAUUAAAUAUUGUAUUGUGCUUAUUUCUAUUACAGUAGGUUCGAAUUCCAGGGUAAAAAACCCACCAACAUGUGGGGACUCCGACUGAAGUCGCCACCGAAACCCCCACGGUUUUCGUUACCCGCACAAAUUCCAAUUAAUGAGAAUAUUAUGCACCACCAAUUGCGCAAUAAACUUAACCUCAAUAUAUUACCACCACCAAAAAAGUAAUAAAUUUAAAUUUCUUAAAGUCUAUUAGUAUCCUAAAUAUCCUAAAAAUGUCUACAGAGAAAGUAAAUAAUUAUAAUUUGUUAUCAAAUUAAAAUAUUCAUCUCUUUACACAUUUGAUAAACUUUUACUUUUCUAAACUCAAUGAUAAAAUUCUAGGACUGAUCUUGUAAUAAAUCAACAACUUACUGAAUCAAUGUAUUCAGUGGAAGGAUUAAAAUUUCUACAUCAAGAUUCACAUGUUGUUAUGUUACCAAAACGCCUUCCAUCAGCACAUAAUGUAAAUAAUGAGUAUUCUUGUUUAUAUUACACAAUAAUGUAUAAUAUUUAUAAUAUUAAAUUAAAGUAGUCAUUUUUGUGUAUUAAAGCAUUUUCUUGGUAAUAUACUUUGGAUAUAAUUUGUUUUAUCACUAUGUUUUUAUAAUUUUUUGUGUAUGUAUGUACUAAGUUUGUAUUUCUUUGUAUAGGUAUGUAUCAAAAGUGCGAGCCCAAUUGUACCUGCUCCAAGACCUGUCAUUGAAAGACGGAUCAGGGAUCAGGAACUAAAUAAAAGAGGUUCUCGAAGUUCGAGUGUUACUACUAACAAAGUUAAAGUAAGUGCUUGCCCUGAUUUCAAAUCAAUAGAAUUUGAUUUAUUUACUUUUAAACAUUUUAGAAAACUGCAACAAAAAAAGAAAAAGUUCCUGAAAGUCGAUCACCAUCACGAUCAACUGAAAGUACUCCAGAAAAAUAUGGGUCUGCAAGUGAAGAAGAAUUGUCAAGUGAAGAUGAUGUAGAUGAUGUCGAUGAAGACCUGGACGAUGAAGAUGAUGCUGAUUCGUCUCGCACAACAGAUCUUCAAAGCCGCCGUAGUCAAAGAUUAAGUGUCAAUCGCUUAUUAAAUGGGCGACCAUUGGCUAGAUCGUCACUUCCACGUGAGACACGUUCUGCUUCAUCAAUUACUUUGCCACUCUCUUUAGCACCAGUAAUUUCUCGACCACAAGUCCGCACAACUAAGCGACGUUUGAGUGAAAAAGAUUUGCGUGUUGAUCGUAAUGGACAAUAUUUAGUAAAGCGUAAACGAUUACGUCGUAAUGGUUUACAAAAUAGUGGCUUAACUCCUACAAAACGCCAGUCGAAAUCCAAUUGUAAUGGCCGUACAAUGUAUAAAUCAUAUUCAGAUUUUUUCGCUAAUCAUGGUCACUCUGUGAAUAGGCCUUGUUCGCCUGAUAAUAAUGUUGACUCUACAGCUGAUCUUAAAACUCUUGUACAUUCUUAUUUUGGAGCUAGCAAUAGAAUCGCUAAUGGAGAAGACUAUAAAAUUAUGUGUAAAAGAACUAACCCGGAUGGAUCAGAAGAAUUUUUAAUUAGUUGGGAUUAGUGUAUUCUAUAAAAAAAAAACAAGGGAAAAACAACUGUAAUUGAGAACAACUUUUAAUUUUUAAUUUCCCGAAAAGAGGAAUUUUAGAUCAUUUCAUCCUCAAGGAUUUUGAUGGUUAUAGUGAAAAUGUUUUGGCCUAAAAAUUCUACACAUUACUAAAAAUUAGGUUGUCUACUGUUAUUAUCAACGUUCCUGAUUUAAUUCUUAAUUUCCUAUUGCUAUUGUAGAGUUUUAUUCAAUUUAUAUCUAUUGUACUCAAUAUUAUUUUUUUGACGGAAUGUUGACAGUAAUUAGUUGACACAAUAAUGAUUCCUAUUUACAAACAUUUGUUGCAUUUGACUUGGCUCAGUUAUAGGCCAUUAAUACACUAUCCAAACGUUUUAUUGUAGUCAAUUCUUGCAAAAUAUGUUUUGGAUAUUGUUAUUAAAAAUGAUGGCUUUGUUAAAAUGUUAUGGCAUUUGUCACUAGUGAAACACCUAUAAUAAUUUCCUACUACUUAUUAAUUACUUUCAUAAGUUAGUGAAUGUUUAUGGUCGCACAUGGUUUAAGUUUUAACUUUUUGUUGGGUGUACUCAAGCGGGUGUAAAAAAAGAACAAUUUGUAUGUAAAUAAUUUUUUUUUUUUGUAACGUAAAUUGUGUUCAUAUUUAUAGUUUAGUGAUAUUGGCGCAUUAGCUGUUUUGGUAAUUUUUGGGUGUAAUUACCAUUUCACAUUUUACCAGUCCUCAACCCAUCCCCUUAGGUUUUUUUUCUUAAAUUUUUUUUAUAUAAGUUUUAAAAAAUGUUUCAUAUAAAAGUUGACUUGAUUUAAUAUUUAAGCAUUAGUUAAAUCUAAAUUCACUAUCAAAAUAUUGGUUCAUGUAAUUAUAAGAUAAAUUAUAACAUUAGACAAAUUUAUUUACAAUUUAGGAAUGGAAUAAAAUUGUUUUUUUACCUAUACUUAAUGGGUUCUUCUUUAGUAUCGAGUAGAUAAAUUAAAUAUCAUUUUUACCUACAUAAAUAUUAUUUUUAAUUUUAUUAAAAACAGAAUUGUCUGCGUGAAGACUGAAAACUCAAGUGUCCAAAUCGUAUUGAAAAUGAUUAUUUUUGGUAAUGGUUUUAAAGUCAUAGCGUUUGAAAACUUAAAAAUAAGUUAUAUUAAUAUUAUGGGUAUUUUAAAAUAUGUACUAAGUAUUUGUUCUGACAUUCUAAGGGUUUUAAAACAUGUAGAUCUCGUAAACAUUUUCUUUAGUGCUUUUUUUUUUUUUGUUGUUAUGCAUUUUACAUGUAUAUGUUUCAAUUUCUAUAAUAUUAUCAUUUUGGAAAACUUCAAAUUAAUAUUUUCACCAAUUUUCAAAAAAAUAUUCCUAUGUAAAAUAUUAAAAAAUAUUUUUUCGAUAUUUUUCUUUAUUGAAUAAUCUUGGUAAACAAUUAUAUAAAAAGAGAGUACAAUUUGUUGCCAUAUGUAUUAAGCUCAUUCUAUUAUAAUUAAUAUAGGUAUAUAUUAUAAUAUAUACAUAUAUAUUUUUAUAUUACAGUUUUUAAUUAAAGUACAAAUACAAAUAAAAGUGAUUACUAAAAAAUAUUUUUAUUCAUCCAGCCAAUUUUCUUUUAUAUAAAAUUAUCAAUGAUUAUUUUGUAUGUACGUAAAUUAUCACUGCCAUUAAGAUGACUGAUAAUUAUAACAUUUAGGCUUUAAAUUUUUGGUUUUAGUUUUUUGGCUACCUGAAAUAAUUAUUUUUUAACAUUCUACUAAUUUUCUUUGACAUAAAUAUACAUGUUCCUAUAAUUAUUAUUUUUCAAUAAAAGAAAAAAUAUUGAUUUAGUAUUCCAAAUUGUACGUAGUACUUAUGAAGUGAAGUAACCCAAACUUGAUAUUAAUUUAAAUAAUGUAUACCUACUGCAUUUAUCAUUUUUUUAUAAUUAUGUUUGUUUAAUUAAGUCUGCAUUUCCGAUUUAUAUAUUUUAGAACAAAUUAUAUUUUUUUGUUCAAUCUUAAUUUUAUAUAAUCAAUUUAAAAUUUGUUGUGCUGUUUUUAUGACAGAUGAUACUUUUUAGGACCCUGUAAAUCUUUUCGUGUGAUAAUUUGUAUUUAUUUAACAUUAUAUAUUUAUAUAUAAAAAUACAAAUAUAUUUUUUUUCAACAUUUUUAAGUUUUAAAGAAUUUUUGUUUCAGUGGAAUAUUAAAAACUAAAAAAGGUAUUUGUUUUUUUCUAGUAUAUAAAUAUGUAUAUUUAUAUAUUUUUUAUGUCAUUGUGUGUAUUUUUAAUAUAACCUAAUGCAAAUACAUUUCAUAUUCAAUAAUUAUUCAAGUUUUCCACUUUAUAUCUAAGCAUUGUGUUAAAAAUAUUUACAUUAUUUUAAAUGUACCUAUUGAUAUUUUUGAAAUUUGUGCGAUUGAAACAGUGAUAUUUCAAUUUCAAAUUGGUAUCUAUUACUUUUGUUACAAUUUUUAAAAAUAUAUCAUAUCAAAUCGUGUAUAGGUAUUUUAGUAAUGAUACUAAUUGCAAUACAAUAUCUACAAUACUUCAAAAAGAAAAAUAUGUACACAUUUAUUUUACAAUAAAUUGUAGCAAUUUAUUAUUCUCAGUAUCAGGAUUGCUCUGUAUCAGUAUGAGAUUUAAUCUCAUCUUAAAAUUAGGUUUAGCAACAAUUAUUAAUACAAAUUAUACUGGUUGUUUUUUUAUUUAAACCAUUGUGUAUUGUUAAAAAAAUUAUAUGAGAUUUGCCCCUCCUACCAAAAAAAAAAAAUCCUGGUUGUGCCAAUGCUAUAUAUAUUAAUACCAUUUAACGUUUGAACUAAAAAUGCAAUAGUAAAUAAUAAGAUUAAAUAAAUAGUGUUAUGUACAAAAUUCAUUGUUUAAAAAAAAACAAUACAUAUCAAUAAUUUGUAGUAUUCAAAUGUUUGAUUGACAAUUAUUUAUUUGUGUAACAUAAUUUUGUUAAUGAUUAUCUGUUAUCUUAAAUUGUUCUUAUAGGUUUGCACCUGAAUCUCA
Molecule: messenger RNA, 9200 nt
Organism: Cinara cedri
Lineage: Eukaryota; Metazoa; Arthropoda; Insecta; Hemiptera; Aphididae
Source: the annotation of a GenBank genome assembly